UUCAACUUGGUUGUGAUUCUUAGGGGUCAUACUUGUCUCAUUAUAACAGAACAGGAAUGAUUGUUUUUCCAUUUUGAACAGUCGAGUUUAGCUCAAGGUUAGAACUGAGUAAUUUCCCUAUAUUUCUUAGGGUUAUUAACUAUUUUUUCUUGACAGAGGACAAUUUCUAUCCAUAACAGAUCAAUGUAUCUGUGUUUCCCAUAAACCAGUUCAACCAAUUUCGUUAAGUGAAGUCUCUCUUAAGUUUGUUAAGUUUCCUUUUAGUGUUCUCUAGCUUUAAAAUAAGAUAUGGAGAAAACUAAAACUGCUUGAAAGGGAAAACGGAGGAAAUAAGUCUUUCAACGUGCAAUGCUUCAAUAUUAUCCACCUCCUUUGUAUAUACAAUUAAAAACAAAACCAGAAAAGCGUCAGAGUUUGACUCCGUUCGUGGGUCACCUUGCUUUCUGAUCCUUUUACUGAAUGAAACCCCGCUGGCUGUGAAUCCACAUCACCUCACUUAACUAACCGUCACCACCUCAGUGCAGCUGUUUUAACGCCAUAAAUCAAGUUCCAUAACACUCGCCAAAACGCGGGUCUAAUCACCAAAUUGAAACGUGAAAUGACACAGUAUCAUUAACAGGAACCUUGCUGCCUUUUUUUACAAUCCAACAGAGACGGUUGGCAGCACAUAAAACAAGCAAGGGCAAACGCUUUAACGGUGGAGCACUCCGGCUAAUUAAGUCGUUGAACCCGAUGCCCUCCUCAAAGAUGUCUCCCGCUGAGGGUUGGACAGCUGGGGAAUAACAGCCAAUAGGAACGUGCGGUGAGACGAUGUGAUGGACUGACAGCCAAUCACGUCGCUCCUCCUUGAGGAGACGCCGAGUUGGCUCCACCAAGGAACUAGCAAGCUACGGAAAACGCAAAAUAGUCGCUGAGAGGAGCAGAAAUCCUCGAACUGCCGCUUUGUUUCAGUGAUGUAGAGACAAAGGACUGAGUUGCUCUUAAAUAAACAGGUAAAUUGAUCAUUUUAUUUCUCCAGGCCACCUUACCGUGUGAAUCUGUAUGUGUUUAGGGAGGCUGACAGCGUCAUGCCGGCAGGAUGAAAGGGAUUUGGGCGCCGUUACUGUGGCAACAUUAGAUGGAGGGAUACACACUCCUCCUCCCGUCUAAUCUGACAGUUUGGCUGAUGGCAUUUGAGCAGUUAUUCAGCCUAACGCACAGGCCUUAGAUGUCUCUUUUAUUGUUUUGAAGCCUAAACGUUUCUGUUAGGCAGCUUUCGGUGUCUGUCAGACUGUAACUCCAUCCUCACUGACGGAUACUCCGGGAGAAGCAUUGUAAACACAGCCAUUUCAGUCCAAUCCAUUAAAACCACCAGAGCUGUACAAAAGAAUCACGCAAAACAAAGAAAGGAGCAUUUCACAAUGAGAGCAAAUAAAGAUAAACAAUACAUAAUUAAAAUGUGGGAUGGACAAUCCAGGGGAAACAGGUGUGUCUUCUGUCUAGGUCGGUGGUUCCCAAAGAGGGGGGUUGAAAUUCAUAUUUUAUCAAAUUUUUGCUGGACUAUAAAAAAAAUUAGUGAUUAAAAUUUGAGUGAAUUUGAAUGCAAAACAAAAUCUCAGACUUCUAAUGAACUAAUGAAAACACCUGUGCACCAGCUUAUUAAACAGAAGCCCAAUUUCACAGCUUAACAUUAAACCCACUCUUGGCAUGCUUUUUUCAUAAGUACUGUAAGUUUUAGUUUUUUUUGUUGUAAUGUCUCUGAUCAGCCUUUCGGUUGCCUUUGAGUGAGGUGAAUGUACGGGGCAGUGGAAGUUUCUCGUGAUUUCAACAGGAAAAGUUGCUCUUUGUUGUGUACUUCUCCCAAAUUUCAUUAAAAAAAGAUUUUCAGUGUCAAAUAUUGAAUCUACAAGCAGAGGUAUACUCCUGACUGAGCGUACACCAGUAGAGGUCCACUGAUGCAUGUGAUGAUUAACACAAGGAACAGAUUUCAUGCUGGGGAGAUCAUGGACAGUGUGGAUGAGAUUGUUGAUAUCAGGUUGAUAAUGGCUGAGAUCUGAGAUCAUGGUGUGAGCUCUAGUGUCCCAACAAUGUGAGAUAUAGGUAAAUAUGCACGUAGUUUGACUCUUUAGUCCUCAAAUGUCUGUGACUGGAAUAAAAGAUUGAUGCCCAGCUGGAGGAUAUUACUUUAGUCUAGAGGGGAGGCAUUAAAGGCGGUGGGGACUGUCUUUGAACCAUAGAGAGAGAGAAAUGGCUUGGAUUCUGCCAUUUUUCCUCUGUGAUAAUAGCAACUUUCAACAACAGUGGUAUUUAAAAAAAAACUGGUUUAAAAAUGGUGCCAAGAUUUUAGAUUUGAUCUGAAGGUAGGGAACUAAAUCCCUUUGUUUUUACUUUCUUUGACACUGUUUUGUCAUUUGUUUUUUGGCAUCCUGUAGGCCGCUGAAGAAUGAUUGAGCUGGGGUUCUGAUAUUGUCGUGGUGUUUAAUGAGAGACAUAACUGAGUACCUAUGAGGAGAGCAUGUGUUGGGAGGACAGUAAAGGCCCUGGUAUGGAGUUUUGGGGUACUCUACAGGUGAUAGGGGCAGACAUUAUGCCUUAUGCCUGAAGGAUAAAUGAAGAGAUAUUGUGUAAGUAUGAUUAAGCAGCUUAAAGAAGCACAGAGCAGAAAAGGGAUAUCCCCUCUCUCUGGAAUAUUAAAUAAAAAAAGGUAUCAUUGAACGACAUCAUGUGGUUACCAAAAGGCCAUACAGGCACAUAGGGAUCUCAAGAUAAAGCAACAAUUUCAUAACACAUAAAUCCUCUUUUGUGUUACUUAAAAAUAAGGUCACAAGCUUGUGGACUUAUUUGUUCAGCUACCAGGUGAUGCACCCAUAUUGUAAUUAGGACACAAUUGUGUGGUUUAUUUGCAUGAAGUCAGCUGCACCUUUUGCUUUUACUCUCACAUUAGUCUGAACAGCUCUGGGGUUUCUCUGAAAAGACCUCCUCCGAGGUUUGUGCAGUUUUAUAUUUGCAUUCAUUCCCUCUGAGUGCUGUUUGUUAAAUCACAUAUAUGUGCUCCUUGUGUGUUUGUGUUUAGAUCUGUGAUUUCUGUGUGUUGGUGCUGUGUUUCCCUGCAGGACCCAUGACCCUGACACGAGGUUCCUUCAGCUACUCCAACGGCGAGGAGUAUCACGGUGAAUGGAAAGAAGGUAAGACUGAGCCACUUACUCGCCUGUUCACCUUCAUCACUUGAUACAUUUGCAUGCAUGCAUAACAGAACUGUUUCCAUUAGACACUCAUGCAUAAAAUUAGUGUCUGAGUUUAUUUAAUACAAUCCAAUAAACACGUUACCUUAAUUAUAAUAGGUUAGGUCAGAUAUUAUGUUAAUUGUGCUUCAUGCUCCAACUUAUAUUUGUGUUUAUUUACAAAAGACAUGUUUCCCUCCAGUUGUCUUUCUCACAAACAAACACCAGGCGUACCUCUCGCCUGUUAUCAUACGUAACAGUUUUGCCCUCGCCCUGCCUCACUGCUCUUCUCUGCCUGCAUGUGUCUGCUCUUUUCACAAUGCUUCUUUAUAUAAAGUUAACUAAAUAACUCUACUUCCAUAUGAAUACAUUUCACUUCAACUUAGAGUUUCUUUUAAAGCUUAUAUCAUGGGCCUUAACCGAGACACCAGGCACUCACUUUAGAGCUCGCCCUUCGAGGCUUGAAUCCCAAAUGACGCCCUGAACUACAACAGUUACACAGGGUAAUUCAGUCCCAACAGUGCCAAUCCAGAGAGGGCUUUGAAUGGCUGUGAAUCAGUCAGGCAUGUUACCUGGGACCAGUUUCCAUGUGGGAUCAAGUUAAACUGAAAAAGGUGGCGGAACAUUCCUCAAUACGCAGAAAAGGCUGCAUUUAAACACCAGGUCCUCUGGCUGAAAACAAGUAUGAAAGUUGAGCAGCUCUUUCUCUGACUGAGUAAAAGUAGAAGUGUUCCAUUGUAGAUGGAGAACAGUGAACUGAAAAUCAGGCUGAAUAGACUCUGAGCCUCAGGGAUGUAAACAGUGCAGGUUUGAAGUGAAAAACUUUGAUUUGUAAAUGUUUUAGAAGUAAGGUUGUGCAUAAAUCAUGUUUGUUAGACCUUGAGGCUUCACAUUGUUUGUUUUUGUGUGUAACUCUGAAUGCAAACACAACUGUAGAUUGUUUAAAAGACAAACCCGGAGACCUCCUUUAGGUGAUCAAGUUCAAGAGAGCAGCAUGUGAAUCAACAAAGACUGAGAUUACAUUCACCCCGUGACUACACCCCCUGAGGUUGUUAAUUAUUUUCAAAUUUGACAUAAAAUGCUGUCCACCUGGUAAUGAUGCCACCAGUUUCAGAUUCAGUUUAGACAUUAUUUUACAUUGGUAGUAUGAAAAGUGUGGAACUUAUUUCAGGAUUUAUGGAAAAUACAUUUAAAACAUGUUUACUUUGGUGACGUUUGGCUUUUUAAAUGCCGUCUAAUGAAGAUUUUUAGUCUACCAAUUAUGCUUUUUUUCCUGCAAACCACAAGAUGGCUUAGGAGGAGACAGAGAUCUUAGUUUAUGUACAAGGUAGUCCAGGUAGGUCAUGUCCAAGCACAUGGUAGCCCUGUGCAACCAAAUCAAGCUUACACACAGAGAUCAUAGAAAUCUCAGGAUCGUAUUGACCCUUAUAUAAGAAAAGUUUUUAUUUCUAAUAUACAUCUAAAAAAGUGGGAAAAUUACAGAUUUAUGGACUUGCCCCUUUUAUACAGCAGAAUACUGUUGUGUCUAUAAUGCUAAAACUAGGACACUACAGUGUACUGAUAGCUCUCCAGUGAUUAACUCGACGUGUUUCUGCAAUGUCCAGAAGCUUUUCUAUCCUAGAAUGAAAUCUCUGUGUUUUGAGAAACUGUUUGACUUCAGCUGACUAUGCAGGACAGAGUUAACCAUCUUUGCUUUGGUCUGUUGACUAAUCAGAGGCUGUAUCUGCAAACAAAAAAAUAGUCUUAAAAGGGGCGUAAUCUUAUCUUAGGGUCAGAACAGUGUGCUGAAAAGAAAGCCAUGUAAGAAUGACCAGAUAAUUUUCCUGCCAGAAUAUGAGCUCAGAUGAAAAGUUUGCUUGUGCUCUUGGGCUAAUUAGCUGUCUGUAAAAUGAAGCCACAAUUGUGCAGAUUGCAGCUAAUAGGCAUUUAAAAAGUGCCUAAAUGAAGCCAGCCACUACAGAAAAUGUACACAUUUGCACAUACAGACCAUCUGGUGCUAGAGCGCCCGCUAAGACAGGAUAUCACACUACCUAAACCAGAAUUUUCACUUUGACAGAAACACCCUGACAACCUUUGGGCAAGGUUAAACAAAGAACAAGAGUUUGGCACCAAAGCAGCGUGAGUGUGCGGGGAGAAACAUAUGGUCUCUGCAUGGUUUGUGAAAAACUGUUAAACUGGUUUGGCUGUGAUGAGCUCUGAUAUGCUCAGGCGUAGCACACAGCAGUGGUUUCUUUUUUCAGUUGACACAUUUUCAAGUGAUGAUUUUCACUGCUACAUAUCUGCGUUCAGAUUUUCAGAUUUGUAAUGUUGACAGUCAACCAACAUGAACAGACAGUCCUUGCUCUAAAAAAAAAAAAAAGGAAAUUUAAAUGUUUAUUUGCGCGAAAAUUCCCAAACUCAAAGAAAAGUGCCUGUUUUUCUCCAUCUAAAGCCUUUGACUCAAGUUUGCCAUACUCUGCUUUGGCAAAAAGAUGUGAUCAAAGGGGAUUCAGCUCCUAUAAGAGACAAUAAAUCAUAAAUUUUGAUAAAAAAUAUGCUCAAAUCUACAUUUUUUUAAUAAAGUGUGGCUGUUUUGCAUCUCACUCAUAAUCCACUUAGCCCAGUUUGCUCCCAGCUGUGCAUUUCAUUAUCUUAAACAAGACCGCUUUUAUCACGGGAAGCAUUUGUUUGACUAUACUGAGAUAUUACUGCCUUUGAGAUGGCUCCCCAUUCACACAUUCACUUGUAAAUUGCUUUUUUACCUGCUGUUAACAUUUCAAUUAAAUAUCCCUCCUUAUACUCACAACUGCAUGUGUUAACACUCAGCCUUUCUUUUCUAAUACACAUUAGUCUCUAAAUAUGUGCCACAACACGUCAAUAUUCUAUCACUAGGAGUUGAAUUUUCCCUUCACAAUAGCUGUGUAUGAAUGUGUGAGUAAGUGUGUGUGUGUUCUGGGAGGUGUUGUCAUGAUCACAGUCUGAUGUGUGUGUCAUGACUCUCGUCUUUGCGUCCAUGCAUGUGAGGUGACUGUUUGCACACAAACAUGUAGGUGUGUGUCGGACAGAGGUCUAUGGUGUCACAUGAAUAAUUCAGUGGAGCGCUUGGUUUGAAGACAGGCACCGGGGGCUAUCAGGUUACAGGAAGUCAGGCGGGUACAUCUAUUCUAGCAGCAGAGGCCAUUUACUACUGUACUUUGCCCAUGUAGCCGUUUAACAUCUAUGCAUUACCGUUAUUGAUUGACAUAAAAGCCAGACAAAUUCAGCUCAACCCUAAUUAGCCAGAGACCGUGACCUGACACUGGAUUGGGGAGAGGCGUUGCAAAGGAGCUAAGCGACAGAUUAGAGUCUGGAGGGAGCAAAUCCAAAGUGGCAGAAAGGAAAUCACUGUCCCUUAUUGCAGCACACCCAUGAUAAUCUUCCCUUCAUUCAAAAAUAAGUUAUUUACUGAGCUGUUUCUCCAGUAGCUGUGUAGCUGAAAAUGUUGAAACAACUAUUCUCACAUCAAAACCUCUUAUUUGGCUUUAUGUAAAGCAUGUGCUCUAAAAGGGACAACCCAAAGAGGAUGUCUCUGCACUCUGUGAGAGACCGCAUAAGCAAAUAGUUGAACAAUUCCAGAAUAAUGUUUCCCAGCAGAAAAUGUUCAUCCACAGUGCGUGAUUUCUUCAAAUGAUUCUAGGAAUCUGGAGAAAUCUCUGUGCCAAAGGAUCGAGGCAGAGAACCAAUACAGGAAAACCAUAAUCUUCUUGCCCUAAUGCAGGUUUGCUUAAAAAACAGAUAUGACUCUGAAGUGGAAAUCACUGCAUGAGCUGGAAAACCCCCCCUUAAAACCCCAAACCCUGACUGCAGUUUACUGCUCCAUUCACUAAUGCAGCAACAUUAUUUAAAGCAAAUAAGAUUUUCAGUUUUGUGUUUCCUGUCCCUUUCAAAAAGUUCUAAAUUUAAGCAUCAUGUGCACGUAAGUCAUACAUCACCUUUUUGGCUGAUAAAUCUGCUGAUAUUCAAUUAUUUGCUAGUACAGAUGAUACAUUUUUUAUACAAUUAUCUGUCAUCACUGAUAUCAACUGCACCUAACUUUUAGACCAGCUGUAUGUGAAGGUUUCUAUUUAACAUAAUAUGUCGCACCUUGAUCAAUGCAUUGAAAUAGAUGAAAUGUAGGACCUUCCUUCUCAUCGCCUGCAGCAGCAUGUGUUAGUCAAUACAUGCUGCAAAUGCAAGAGUAAACAGUGAAGGGAGAUCAUCUCCUGCAGAUAGAAAACAGGAACAAUUGAAAAUCUCAAACAAAAAUUGUCAGUUUGUGGGAAACAAUGCUAUCUGGCCACUGACAGUCCAAAGGCUUUUGCAGCUCACUUAUCUAAUACCACAAAACUCCCCUUUUCGAUGGAAGAUUUUGCUCAUGAAGUUUUUUAUUCAGACAACUUUGGCCUCUUCGACACCCAGUAGAAAACCCUGUGAAACCCCCUCCUCUGGGGCUUUCACUGGCCUCUCGGGGCCCCCCGCAGGCUGGAGGGUUUGGAUUUAAGCCCCUGUUGGCCCUCUUUUUUUAUUCUCAAAUAUACUUAAUGGUGUCAGGCUCAUGCACGCAAACACACUUCUACACAUCUGCCCAUAUGGAUGCAGGAGGUUCGAGAGAAGAAAAAGACUUUAAAAACAGAUUUAGUUUGGGCCAAAUCUCAUCACCAAAUCUGCCGUGAAAACCCUGCUGAGAUUAGGCAGAGGGCAGCACUUUAAGCAGCCCUGACAGAUGGACUGCCUAAUUUACUUUGCCAUUAGCUGGGAGCAAAGGGACAACACUCACUGGGCUCACCCUUGCCUCACCCCGUCCUCCCCCUCCUGCAAAUCCCAAUCCGCUGCUCCCAGAUCUUCCUCACUCCUCUCCCCUCCACUAGCUUUCAUGCCACUUGGCGAGCUGGUGGGAAAUCCUAUUCCUCGCCUACAGCUGCUACGAGGAACCCGGGACCUCCUUGAGCCCGUGUCCAACUGUGCCUCACAUCCAGUUAUUCUCCUAAUUCCCGCUGGGCCUGCUAAUAGAGGCUGGCAAGAGAAGAGGAAUGCUCUCUUCUUUCCCUGGCGUCUUUUUUUCCCCUUCUAAUGGCAUGCUGCUGAUCCUGAAAAUGAGUUGAAGAAUUUUGAGGAAAAUUAGGUCUCACCUCCCUGGAAACAUUUUAAAGAGAUGAAAAAUUAAAGAGUGCAGCGCAUAUUUAGCAUUUAGCACCAUCUCAAGUCUGCUAACUGAUCAUUUUCAGUAAAAUAAUUAUGUGAUUACCCUGUCAAAUAAUUCCUCUCACAUAAUUUCCAACUGUUCAACAAAAAAGAAACUCUUUGGAAAUCAUGGAUAUUUUAUUUACAUUGAGAUCAAACUUGCUGUCUAACAGAUAAGGGGCUGUAUUGUUUUUUAAGGCCAUUAAGGGUACAGGUAACUAGUAAUUAACAAGACUGAGAUCCGAUAUUUUGGAACUGAUGUGCAAAGACAGUAAAAAUUAGUACAUUUUCAUUAAAACAUGGAAUAUCACGGACUCCAACACAGCUUUGUUUAAACACCCUUAAACAUUUAGUCAAAAUUGUAAUGUCUUACAUCACAUACCGAAGUCCACAGUAAAGCCGUUACACUUUUCCUGCACAUGUACAUCACAAAGUUUUGUAAUGUCUCAAAAAUUAGUGGUGCAAGACAUCAGGCCCAGAGGGAAAGACACACAGACAGUAGAGCCAAAGUAGUGCACUUUAAAAUAAGAUAAUUUCAUCUGAUAUCUGUUCCGUAAAGAGCCGAUAUAGAUAAUCAGUCUCAUAAUCACCAAAAGCCAACAACUGGUCUACACUGCUUUGCCUCACCUGAUGUCCCUCCCACAACACUGUCCAAUUAUUGGCCUUGGUCGAUAAUCAGCAAUGAUUAAAACUAUUUCUUAAACUUAAAGACCCACUUCGAUAAAAAUCAUGUUGUUCUUGUUUUUUACAUGUUCAUAUGGCAUUUUUCUGAUGCUACAGGACAUAUCGUGCGAAAUUGCAUUCCUUAGUAUUUCUGCAUUCAAAUUGCUGUGAAUAUCUGGCAGACCCAAGGGGCAGGCUUAGACACAGUAGGAUUUCCUACAUCACAAAUCCAAGCUCCGCCCCUGGAGCCCCGCUACGCAGGCCAGACUCUGAUAAAUAGAGAGGACAAUCGUGGAACAAGCAUGUGUGUUAGUGGAUUGCAAUGCUCGUAAGAAAGCUGAUUAUGAUAUUAACUUUCAUCAUGCCCCUCAAGACAUUAGUGUCUAAGAGCUGAAUAGUUCCUGUGUUACCUGGUACUUCUACUACACCGGCAGUGUUGGGCUGCAAGCUAGAGGAGUGUGCAGAGCAGUGCUGUCUCCACCCACGACUCAGAGGCGAAUUGUUAAUGGGCUACUGGAGCUCUGCAGAAGAAAAAACCCUUGAAAAUGACACAGGUAACAUGAUUUUGGCUAAAACCUUCAUAAUCACAAUUUAAAGACCCCUGAGAACACUUUAAGUAGUUUAAAAAAAAAAAAGAACGAUUGGAGUGGGACUUUAAGGCAUUAAAGCAAAGUCACAGGUAUGAUUUCUGUUGUGUGGCAGGUUCGUAGUGAGGACCCAGAUGCAGACACUGAGACUGAGAUCAACUUAAAGAGACUUUUAAUGUCCAAAAAAGGGGAGAUAGUGCAAACAGAGGAAGUCUAAAGGGCUGGUUGGCUGGCUGUCGUGUGGGCUGGAGACACUGCAGGAGAAAACCAGAGGAGACCGGAGUUAAAGAACAUGAAAAGAGUCACUAGGAGCAAAAUUCUGAUAGGGAUACAAACAAGGUUGGCCAGGAGACGCGUCUUUACCGCUAGGAAGGGUAGACAAUACUCAGGCGCUGAGACUGAGGGCUGCAGGCUUCUUAAAGUUCCUUGAUUGGAGAUGAGGAGCAGGUGUGUCGUCUCACUCAGCCUCAGCGCCGGGGAAGGGGAGGAAGCUCUGGAAAAGAGUACAGCCAGACCAGGCAAACAGGGAAAAACAGGAAGUCCAGCCAAAAUAAAACAGGAUGAGGAGGCGUCUCACCACAAUUUUGUAAAAUUUCACCUGAAAGUUCUUCACUUUUACUCAGUGCAUAUCAGUUCUAAAAAUCGUUUUUCAGUCUCAUAACGUGCAGACAAUUAGUAUCAGAUAGGGCUAUCACUUUUUUAAAAUUUGAACCUUCAUUCAAACUCUGAAGGAAAAAGUCAUAUUUGAACUGUCAUGAUAAUGCAGUAGGCCUCCUGUAGUAGCUCGCUGUAUGAUCCAGCAGGUUAAGAUCUUCUCAUCGUAAUCUGACCACCGAAUGGCCCUGAACUUGUACGGUAAUGUUGUUCUACAAAAAUGGAAGACAUGGUUAAACAGAGCAGCACUGAGCAGACAUUCACAACACCAAAACAUCUGAGAAGCUCUCUGUGGAAAAAUUUUGGAAUCUACACUGUAGAUGGAAAAGUAAAGACAAAGAUAGGGCUGUGUGUCAACUUUUACAAAACAGCUGUCUUACUUGCCAACAAUGGCAAAUUUGUGGCCUCACCUGAUAACUAACCAUGUGAAGUGAAGGAGGCACCACUGUUGAUCAGGACAACAGAAAGUGUUCAACCACCGAGGACUGAUUUUUUCAGGGCCGGCCCCUCCUCGCUAAAAGCUUAGAAAUUUGAAUGACCAUUUGCUCGCUAUGAACAAUAUUGGUUUAAAGUUGUUGUUUUUAAUAAACUAACAUCCUUCAUAUUGCUCUGAAAAAAAGAAAACGGCAUCAGUUAACCUCUAGUACAACAAAACUGUACCAUUAGUGUAACAAGUGUAACAUUCAAAGGAUUCACUAGACAGGCUAGAAACUCUGACAGCAGUACAUAAAGGUACAAGACCAGUCUAGGAACAUUAGAGUUUCCAGCAAUGAGAUGGAUAGAUUCCCCCGAUUUAAUAAGAAAAUAUAGAGUCCCGUGAUAUUGCUAUGCCAAGCACAAACCAGCUCUACAGCCGAUGAUGAAUGAAAAGAGAUGAUCUGGACUUGAGGGGUGUGAGCUCCAAUCUUGAAAAUGUCCCUUACAUUUAUUCAACUUUUUAGAUCCAUUGACAGAUGCAGAUCAGUUUGUUUUUCUUGGAAAUGGUGAAGUUCCUGGUAAUCAUUCUACUUAAGUCCUUUCUAUUAUGGUUUGAUCCUGUAUCCUCUGCUCAGUGAUUCAUGCUAAAGAUUUGUCAGUGUAAAAAGAAAUAAUUGCAUAGCUUAAAUGGAACACAGUUGAAGGUACAAGGCAGAGGGAAACUAACCUCGAAAUCUGUUGUAUUUUCAAGGAAACAUAAUUGGUGCUUCAAACAAAUUGGUUGAAGAAAUCCAACAAUACCAACACAAAGUCAGAUCAAUGCCACAGGAUUCACUCUGAGGACUGUUCUGUUUCAAGUGUGGAUUGCUAAUAGGGGCAUCAGUGUGGAUGUUGUCUUUGUAUAGAGUAUUCAUAUUUGUAUGUCUGGUCUACAGCAUUAGUUUGUGAAUAAGAUCAUACAAGGACAAAUGGACUCUUUUGUUGGGGUUUCAUUAAAGCUUCCUCAGCUCAAGCUUCCUUCAACACACCCGAGUCCUGAGUUUCUAUCAGCGCUGCACAAGGCUAAGAGGAAUUUAUCAAGAGAUUAUCACUGUGAAGGAUAAAUCUCAGAUUUGAACAAUAUUUCCUACCAAGACUCACAGACAUCUGUGAAGAGAUAGAAAAUUAUUGAGUGAAAGAGGAGAAAUGCACACAACCUUUUCUUUUCUCAGGUGUUUUCCAACAUCACCUGAGAGUAAAUGCAGAUAAACUACAGUUCCUCAUGUCCACCUGAGGUUUGCUGCAAAAACUGUGCAUAGACUGUAUAUACUAUGGAUAACUUGGUUCCACCUUCCAUCAUUAUACGAAUUUGAAUCCGAAUUGCUCUCUAUGUCCGGGUUUUUCUCCACUUCCUGGAACCACCACUAGCCCAGUAGCAUUGUACGCAUUCAGCGGUAGAGUUGCUGUGACGACGCCCAGUUGGGCUACGCAAUCUUUGUACGCCCAUAGGCUGUAUCAAGUAUCAAUUAUAGAAAACGGUAUUCGGUAUAAUUAAUUUCUAAAGUUUGUCCACAGUCCAUUGAGUUUGCUGGAGGAGGCUGUAUUUAUGACCUAUACUGCAGCCCGUCACCAAGGGUUGUUGUUCUCGUGGAGGCUUUACCCAGCGAGCGUGCAGAUGACGUUCAUUCUAUAUACAGUCUGGUUAACACUUGUGCUGAUCUUCUUUUUUCGUUUAAUGGUGGAUCACAAACAACGUUCAGGUGCAUACCGCUGCCCACUGUACAAGAGUGUGUGGCGUCAUAUCUCCACCUCUAGAUUCUGCCCAUCGAUUGAGUCUCUUUGAAAAAGUGGAAUAAGGCUUUCCUUAAAUCUUUGAUCUUCUCCCUAUCCUCCUCUGAUCCAAGAACUCCAGCCAGACUACAGUCGUGCUGAGCUGCUCUAACUCUCCCCCGUAUCCUCUCUUUCUCUAAAGCAUACUUUUGCACAGUGAAUUAUUACAUGUUCCACAUUGUCCUUCACACCACAUCUCUCACACUUGUCAGUAUUCUUUUUCCCUUUUACAUUCAAUAUGUCUUUCAGAACAGUAUGGCUAAUUCUAAGCCUCAUUAUUUUUGCCUUUUGUGCUGUUGCAGGUCUGCGUCACGGCAUGGGUCAGCUGACCUUUGGCGACGGGACGUGUUACACAGGACAGUUUGAAAAUGGACUCUUUAACGGCUGUGGGGUGCUGGUGUUUCCUGACAGCUCUAGGUCUGUGCGUCACUUCCUGCCUAUUUGAUCUGUUAUUUCUUCAGAUAGGAUCACUUUGUAAUACAUGGUUCCUAAAAUUCUAGUUCAAAAAGGGUUUUAAAAAAGUAACACAAAAAAAUGAAAAAAAUAGUAACAGUUGAUGUCGAAUGUACUUGAAUUUUUUGCAAUUCAAUUUUUUUUUCUGGGUUAGUAUUUUUGUUUUCCAAAUUGAUUCAUGUUUCCUAAAUAUUGAUUUUUUUAAAUUGCAGUUUCCAAAAAUUGUGUUCAAAAUUUGUGUCUCUUAAGGGGUGGUAUUGUGCUUUUUCGCAUUUACAACAAAAAAUACAAAGUUACAAUGUUUAGUGUCCAUACAAGAUGUAUGUAUAUUUUUAAUUAUGAUAUUUUAUAUCAUGAGGUAAACCUUUGUUGAAAUAAUCCUAGAAAACAUGUAUUUUUUAAUUUUUAUUGCCUUUCUAAUAUUUUGGUGCCAUUGAAUAUUCCUAUGUUGCAUUAUGAACAUACUGUAUACCCUUCAGCCAGAAAACAUUGUGAUGACAGGAACAAGAAGUCGGUUCAGAGCGAGUUUUAACAUUUUCUGAACUUCAAUGCCUGAGGUUCAGGAAGUUUGGUUUUCAGCCUGAGAAAAAUCUCCAAAGAUCAGAAGCUCAGAAAAUUAGCAGAAUGAAGCACAAAAUGCAGUCGGUCACCCUCCAUCCCAAUGCCAAUUUAACAAACCACAAGCAGAUUUGCAGAUAGAGUGCAGUUAGAAACACUUCUCAGCUCAGCACUGUAUCAAUGUACAUCCUUUUAGAGCUUUGAAUCGGAGCUUUGUAUCAUCUGAUUUAUUAGAAGAGAGUUUCUAUGAAGGAUGACACUUUUCGAGCCUUUAGAAAUAUUCAACAUUUCUCUGUACUCUCAAACAUUCCUCAAACAGACUUUUGACCCUCUCAGCUGCUGCUUCACUCAUGCUUUUCAUCGGUCUUAAUCAUCGGUGUAUUUAAGAAGCCAAUCUAAAUGGUUCUGAAACUUUUUCCUUUAAUUUAAAAAUAUUUCAGAUAUCCAAGGUAAAGUUUGAGCAAGUUCAGCUUUAAAAUGAGAUUUUUGUGAAUGUUAAAGAAUUCCUUGGAGUUAUUUUUACUGUUUUUAUUCUCUAUUAUAGCAUUUUCUUCACUUGUAAAAGGAAUUUCAUUUUCAUUGUUAUUUAGGUAUGAAGGUGAAUUCCUGCAGGGCAAAUUUCAAGGCGCUGGCGUCUUUACUCGCUUUGAUGGGAUGAGGUUUGAAGGCGAGUUUAAAGGAGGAUGUGUGGACGGAUACGGUAAGAUUUAUAUCAUUGUGUACCUGUCAAUUCAAAUAAAUCAUCAAAUCAUCAGGAACAGAAUAAAACUCAUUAAAAAAAGCCUUGGAGACAAUGAAAGGUUUUGAAUGAUUCACUUUGAAGCAAAUUGAGUUGAACUGUGCGAGACUAAGGUGAAUCAAAUCAAAUCAAACGUACUGGACUGAAUCAAUUGAAACUGAGCUGAAUCAAGAGAAACUAAAACUGUCUGUGUUCAAAAGAACCAGAUCAGAUUUUCUCUGUCGUUAAGAGGAACUAAAGUUCUCCACUUGUGCUUUUGAAUUUUAGAAACUGCCAAUCAAACGGGACUUUUCAUGUAAUUUCAAGAAGCUUUAAAGUGUAUUUUUGUUGCCAGUUUAGCUAAUUUUGACUUGAGUUUCUUGCUUCACUUUGGUUUUCAUUCAGUCUAUUAUCUCUUACUGAUGUUACUCCAAGUGUCACUUCUCCAAAAGUAAAGAAACAUUAUCCAUAAAAGUUCUGACAUCAAUCCAACAUUUUCAAAGCGAUCUGUAUUUCUUUUCUGCUCUUCGCUCGAAUUUCAAACAUUUCAAACCUCUCUGGAUCUUAUUAAACAGUGAGAAGUGUUAAUUGCCCUGAUUGAAACCUCCUGCGUACCUGUGCUGUGAAUCUCUGGAGGUAAUAAACACCUUUCCUUUUUUUUUGAGGACUGCUGAACAAUAUGCCAAUGUGACAACUUCUUCAUUUUUGUGCCUGUAAAAAUAGAGCUGCGACGCAUAGAUCCCCCAGUUUCCUCUGAUCAGACCCCCUGAAAUCAGAGCUGAGAAGAGCGAGGUGUUUUCAGAGAGAGACUUCGGUUCAAAAUGUGUUUUUAUGCUACUUAUCAGUUAAAGAUUAACCAAAGUUCAAGUAACAGUUAACCCUAAACCAGAGGAAAAAAGGAACAACAGCUCAGACGGAGGAUAAAGGUGAUCAGAAGCAAGAUUCAGAGUCUAAUUUCAGCUGAUAACGAUUUCUAAAUGUACAGAAGUUAACAGAAGAUGUGGAAAAAUUACUCCCAAGUUUGAGACAAGUGACGACCUGUUCGUUCAAAGGUUUGUUGUUAAUUGUGACAGUUAUUCAGGUUUGUUUGGCCUUGCUACUGAAGUUUUUUCUUAACUCUGUCUCCAGAUAAUUUACAUAGAAAAUAAUAAUAAAACAUAAAAAAAAAAAAAAGAAACUCAGGAAAGUUCUUGAAUAACAAAACUUUCCAAAAAAGUCUAAAUCUUUGGAUUGAUUUCUUCUGUGUCCAUGCUCUCAGGUGAGUGUGAUUCAUAAAAGGAUAAACCUGUCCAAACAAACUCACAAAGUGCACAAAAGGUUAAAUGCACUAGACAUGCACCAAUCCAUUUUUUUUUCUGAUCCAAUCCGAUAAUGAUACCUGAGCUGAGCGUAUCGGCAAAUAUGCAAUACAGAUCCGAUUCUACUGUUGAAUGAAUGAACUGUAUACCUUGCCCUGUGAGUGAAGGCAUCAGGCUUGACAUUAGUCUUGUAAAAAAAAAGGUAGCAAAUUAACACAGAUAUAGAUUUACUUAAUAUUAUUCUUUGACAAAUAACAAAUUGCACAUUAGCACACAGCAAAAAGAAGUAAGACUUCCAUGUAUUAAAAGAAAAAUUAAUUUAAAGAAAAAAAAGACUGGAUCGGAACGCUGGAUCGGCGUCAUUCAUCAGAUAUCAGAUCCAGUUAAUGUGUCAAUAUCAGAGCCGAUGUCCGAUCCAAAUAUCGGAUCGGUACAUUCCUAGAACGUACUUCAAGUUGCACUGCAGAGUAAAUAACAUCUUUGUGCUCUGAUGCAAUCUGCAUUUAUUUAAAUAAGUAGAAAAAACCUCUGCCUGUGCAGAGUUAAUUUAGUCACAAUUAUGAUAAAUGUUUGUAUAGGUCUCUUUUUUCCCACAAUGUGGUCAAUAUGAUGGCAAACGCAAACAUCAGAAAGGGUCAAACCUGCAGCAACACUUGCAGCAAAAGAACAACUUCCUUCAUAGACAGAUGUAUGUAGACUUGCAGUCUUCAACAGGGUCAUGAUAAAACAAACAACAAUCAUGCAGCAUCUAAAUGGGGUUGGUUAAACAAGAGUACACUUUCCAUACCGAAGUAGAUCAGUAAGAACUGCCCAGCAACACUGCUUUGUGUAAGAGUCAAGGCUACAUUAUCCGGUUAAAGUAAGGAUUCCUGAUAAUACACAAGUGAGAGUGUAAAGAGAGUGAGAUGUUGCUCUACAGAUCAAAGCACUUGGUUCAACCUUGAUACCAGCGGUUUGUCAUUGACAAACAGAAUCAUUUCAAAGUGAGAGAACAUUUUUAAAGAAAGGCUAUGUUUUUUCACUGACUACAACUAGAGUUAUCACCUACUAACACUACACUAAAACUGUACAGGGUAAAAAAACAACAAUUUGACAGCUCAGCAGCAAACCUGUGUUUAUUAUCGUUACCACAGUGUGCUUUGUGAAUCAGAUCUUCAGUUGGAGCAAAUAGCAGUGAGGAUAUUCGCCCAAACAUGGUGUGUGUUCUUCAGUAUUGCACUGUGAACACAGCACGACCCAACAAGCUGGAGGUGUAAAAACACCCUAAGUCUUUUUUGUACUGAGGCUCAUACACACGCACUGUUCGUAAUUAACUGUAUGUAACAACACUGAUGCACAGUGACAUUAUGCACUCUGCAGCACAUCCUGCGGUGCAUUUAAACCUCCAGGUGUGCUUUGUGAAUGAGGCUCUUUUGGUUCAUUUGCGAAGGUUCAGCUGUGGAGUUUCUUUUUAAAUGACACCCUCAGAGGUUUUUAUUUUUAUAAAGAGUGUGGUGCUGCUAAGGCAGGUUACUUGAAGUGUCUAACAUGGAGUCUGUCUGGUGCAGGUGUGCUGACAUUUUCGGACAGAGGUCCCGGUGGCGGCGUCAGCCACGAAGGGCUGUUUGAGACCAGCCAGCUGACGAGGAGAGAGAACAGCCAGGCAGCCGUGCAGAGAGCGCAGGCAGCAGCCGCUAAGGCCCGAGCUUUGGCCAUGUGACCAGGACAACAUUACCCACAGUGCCACAUCAAUUGGACCUCCAUCCAUCCAUCAGCCUCCUUCAGGUUUCCUUUAUUUCAUGCAGUCAGUUUUUCUCUUUACUGCAUAUCCAGACUUUAUUUUUUGCUGUUUUUGUGGAUUCUCAGCAACAUGUUUAUGUUCUUAUUUAUUUUCUCUCACCUGUGACCUGCAGUAUUUUCUUUGGGCAUACAUGCUGUAUGUGGUUCUUUUUAUGCAUCUGUAUAUGAAGCCACUGAUUCAGGAUCAGCUAAGCCAACAACAGGUUGAACUUUUCAGUUUUAACACAGGUGCUAAAUUUGCUUCAGGCUCAGUGUGGCUCUCUUUUAAUGGAGUGCGUGUAGACGUACAGUAAACACUGAUUUGGUGAUUUUCAGCUCAAAGAACUUCUAAAUAUCAGAGUUUAAACUGGGCUUGUUUUUCUUAGGGAAUAAUUAGGAUGUUGAAGCAACUUCACUGAUGAAUCUGGAUGCUUUUUUCUUAGGGAAUAAUUAGGAUGUUGAAGCAACUUCACUGAUGAAUCUGGAUGCUUUUAGGUCCCUGUCUGAAUCCUUAUCAUUCUAAUUAGGUUGGAUUAGUUAAAGUUCUUACUGCGUAAAACUCAAAAACCAUCUAUAAUUAUCUUUUGUAGCCUGAAUCGUUCAAGUCUUUAAAGGGAGCUUAAUUAGCUUUUACAACCUGAAGCUAAAAACCUGAAAAUGAGACAAGCUGCAGAAGGCAUUCAGGGCUUUCCUCAUCCCCGUUCAUACUUUUACCUACAAAAAGUUACGCACCAAGAAUCAACGAAACAGAAGUCUGUGUUGGUCUUUUCCACUUCUUGUUUUUCUUCAACUUAACCAGAGAGUUUCAUUUUCUUAACUUUGAAAACAGCUUUUGCUUUUCUAUCUGUCAAAGCUGAUUCAUAAAACUGCAGGUGAUGUCUCAUCCUAAUCUGCAAAAUUGAGUGCAAACAAUAUCAAGGAACAAGGACUUAGUAAAUGUUUUCUGGGUUAUUUUCACAUCACACUUUACAAAUCAAAAAGGCAAACAGUCCUGAUGAAUGUGUUACUUGCGUCAAAGUGUAAUGAAUCUGGGAAUCUUGCCAAUGAAAAGCCAGAAUGAUGAAAGAAUCUUCAUCGUGAGGCCAGUGCUACAUCCAGGGUGUGCAGAGCCACCGGCAUGUGGAUGGAGGAAUUCAGAUGUGCGGUUCAGAGUGUGUGUGGGGCUUAAUGGUUGAAACAUAACACAAAACUCCAUGUCCCUUAUACAUAUCCUGUAUUUUCUCACUUAAUCCCUGCAAUAAUUUCAAGUGAAAGACUUCAACCCCUCAAAAAACAGACAAAUACCGGGCUUUGUCUAAUACUGACAAAACAAACACAAAGAGGCGCAGAUGAGUGUAACCACACUGAAAACACAAAUCUGUUGUGUCUAUAGAUCCCUCUAUCACAAGUGACAAAAGGAACAUGAGUGAUAAAAUCAGGCAGAUGAACAGAGAGCUGUUUGCUGUCAGGCUCAUUACUGUAAUUAGUAAUGUGAUCAAUUACUGUCAGAGAAAUAAAACUCCUCGAAAUGUUAAAAUGCAGUAAAAUUCUACAUACUGCACCUUUAACUGGAUAUUUAAGAGUUAAAAGAAAGAGUCUAAAAUGAUGUACAAUUAAACAUAUAACCAAGAGUAUGCAUAGACCUAUAAGUGAAGGACAAUAAAAUCUAUUAUGAAAUAAUGAGAUGUGAAAAAGUGAAGAAACAACAUCUCUCAUCUGCUGCUACAGGUGUAAAAAAUUUUUUUUUUUAACUUUUACACAGAGAAAACCACUUUUUCAGAAAUGUCAACACAUCCACAUUUGAUUAAGAAUUGGACAGAAAUAGCUCGAGUUUCUGACGUCAACUGUUCGUCUUAGGUAAAAUCACAACUGUUGGAAGUGGUUGAUCUUCCAAAUGUGGGAUUUUAGUCAACUAGUUAGACAAACUAUACAUUCAAGAUGCUCUUGCUCUGGUAUCGUGUGAACAUGUUCAGCAUUUCUGAUAUUUUUCUAACACCUUCUGGACCUAGUAGUUGUUAAGUAGUGAAAAGAAACUACAUGUGUCCCUUUGAAAGAGUGCAGGUGCUAAAAACAGCUCGUAAUUGUUACCAAGUGGUCUCUCUUCAUUAUAUAUUCCAUUGUGUUACAUACCUCUAUUUCUUAGAGUGAUCCUUUGAAUGCUGUAGUGUAGUCAUUAUGAACAGUUUAUGUUACAUCUAAAGAUUUUUGUAUGUAGUCGAUGCACUGUACAUUACGGCUUACAGGCAUAAUGCAACCUUUGAUUCAUAAUCACUCUUACCAGCACAUUAGUAAUCUGCAUACAUGUGAUAAAAUAUGACAAAUAGGAGAAAAACAGCGUCUAUUUAAUUUGGUUUUAGACAUAAUUUUCAGAGAAGCACCAACAGAUUAUCUUAAACACUCAUUUUGCUCCCUGUCAAAUGGAGUCUUUAUUGAAAACCUGACUGAGGUGACUCUCUUGAUUUUAAGACCAGGACACAUUAAUUUGAUGGUUUUAUUCGAACAUUUCAGCACGCCACAGUCUUCUGCCUGCAGGUGCUUCAGGCUAAAAAGGAGGAAAAAGAGCAGAUUGAAGGAGGGCGAGAGGGAUGGAGCCGCAUGUGUAAAUGUUGGAGAGGAAGAAUAACACAUAGGAGCUCAGCCAACAGACCUGAUGAGGAAGGAGGAGUAAGGGAGGGAGGGAGGGAGUACCAAGGGAUGUGAAGACAUGAUCUACAUAUUCAACAUUUGAGUCCCAUCAAGGGAGAAAUCGACACUUUGAUGCAAAGAAUCAUCUUAUCCAUCUGCAGAGUUCAGCUGAUUCUCGUUGCUGAUUUGUGAGUCACGUUAGAUCAGACUUUUUGCUUUGCAGCUCAAAGGGGCUUGAACUCCAUCACCAGCCGAGUGGUGCAGCAAAAGUUUGAGAGAAAGGUGGUGAUGGAAUAAAAAGAUGUUUCAAGUCAAGAGGAGAUGAGCUGAAGAUUGAAAUUUUAAGUCCAGUCCGUGUUGAACUCUGAUUUACUGAGAUCACUGCAGGUGGAGAAAUCGUAGAAACCAACUUCUCUAUAGCUUCACCACAAGAUCAUUCUAUCAUGUUUGUAGGUUGACACAAAAUUUAAUCACAAAAUGAAUACACCUUCUUUCGUCUCUCUUUUCUACCUCAAAAAUGUUCACAAACCAUCAUUGAAACUUUCAUAUAACCAUAACUGAGGAUUCAGGAUCGAAUAGUAGCACUUUAAAACCCAGUUUUUGCAUAAAUAUUCCACUUAAUAAGCAAAUAACCCAGGAAAUAAAGAGACGUGCCAAACAGCAAAGAUUCACACGGCGCACUGAGUCAUUAGACCCUGACUGCUGUUUUUUCACUCACUGAGAAAAAGUUACAAAAUCAUUAGGUUAAAAAAGACAAAAACUGAAUGGCAUGAGGGCUUGUGAAGUCUGUCGGACACAAAGUUAUAAACUGUGUGGAAGUGAACUGAUGGACCUCUUCUCCUCUUUAUGGAUUCUUGGUAGACUUGGUAGAGUGUGACGCUGCCCCUGGAAGCAAGAUGGAUGUCGUGCAGUACUUUGGUGUUUCCAGUCAGAAGAAAUGUCUGUAAUUGACAGAUUAAUUUAUGCAGCGCAAAUGUGUUACACCAAACAGUGACGUCAGGAGGUUAUUCACAGAUGAAGGAUGAUGGUCCCCAGGUAAUACUGAGGGUGCGGUGCUUAAGAUGACAGUUUUUGCAGUUAUAUCAACACUUAGAAUGAACACAGAUGUCUUCACGUUCUCGUUCUAAAUACUCAACCUGAGUCUUCAACCUCUGAUCAUUUUAUUCAUUUUGCUGUCGCUCCUCCAGGUUUUCUCCGGUCCCUUGAUACAAACAUUAUCCCCGCCUGCUCGUCAGCCAAAUUUGACUUCUCAUGCUUGUUUUGUCGUGGCAAUUUGAGAUUUAGUUGUAAUUUUCAAAAAUGUGUCGGCUCUGGACACUUUACAGAUCUGUUCUGUUGGUAGACAUUGUUGGAGACUCAGAUAUUUUAAAAAAAUCCAUCAAUAUUAUCAGUUCCUUUGAACUCCAUGGUUUGUUCUUAUUUUUAUUUAUACCAUCAGUGAAGUUGGAGGAUGUGUAAAACAUGAAUAAUCUUUUUCCACCUACGUUUAAUUGAAAUCACUAGAAAAACAAUAUAUUUAAUGUUCAAACUGAUAAACUUUAUUGUUUUUAUUGUAAAAAGUAGGGAUCACCUCUCCAUCCUGCUCAACAGUCUGGGGUCUCUGUUGUGGUAUUUAGGUCUUCAUAAUACGCCACACAUUUUCACUGAGAGUUAGGUGUAGACUACAAGCAGACCAGUCUAGUACCCACUCUCUUUUACGAUGAAGCCACGCUGUUGGAACACGUGUAGAAUAUGUCCUGGGCGUUUUCUUGCUGAGAUAAGCAGAGACAUCCCUGAAAAAGGCGUGGCUUAGACAACAGCAUAUGUUGCUCCUAAACCUGUAUGUACCUUUCAGCAGUAAUGGAGCCUUCACAGAUGUGACAGUUAGCCAUGGGCACUAACGCACCCCCAGACCAUCACAGAUGCUAGCUUUGAAAUUUUACCUAAGAAUAGACUGGAUGGUCCUUUUCCUCCUUCGUUCAUUUGAAGUUUGGACUCUUCAGACCACAGCACACUUUUCCGCUUUAGGUUAGUCCAUCUCAGAUGAGCUCGUGUCCAGAGAAGCAGGUGGCCUCAUGAGCAAGGUGCUUUAUCGAUCUGGAUUUACAUUGGCAAGAUUCCCAGAUUCACUACACUUGGACACCAGUAACACAUUUAUCAGGACUCUCUGCCUUUUUGAUUUGUAAAGGUGAUGUAUAAAUAACCCAGAAAACAUUUAAAAUCAAAAUUUACUGAAUACGAAGGUUAUAUUCACUAAAUUAUAAAAAACCCUCACGAGGAAGAUCCUUCUAAGCAUCCUUGAUCAGAGAAAGGAUGCCCAUUUUUCCUUGAUAGAAGUAUGUCAUUAGGAGCUAAUUAAUCUGGUUCUGAACACUGUUGAGUUUGAACACCUUCACUUAAUUAUUCCAAUUAACUCCAACAUUCCUCGUCUGAAUUUAGUGUGCCGAGGCCUUGAAGGCAAAGUUACAGCAUCAGAAUUUAGGGAGUUUGAUUUGUUCUUUUAUUUCUAACCUUGGCCGACUUUGAAUCAUGACAGCCGGAGUCAGAUAGACGUGGCUAAAAAAAACAGUCAGUAUUAGCCCAGCAAGAAAAGCCUCUGAGUGUUUCCAUUAAAUAAUAGCUAUGUGAAAUUGGGCGGAUAGUUUUCUAGGAAAUAUUCUCUGGAAUUCAACGCCCUCUUUUUACUUUUAUGACGCUUCUGUAAUCUUUCACUGUCACAAAAUACAGGAUGAUUUCAGACUGGAUGUCACACGGACAACAAAACACUGAAAAAGUUGUGCUGUGCUGACAAACUUCUAACCAAUUAGAUCAAUUUGCAUCAGGUUAGUUACAUGACUGGGUUUAAAAAGGACAUUCAAAGAGGCUGAGUCACUCAGAAGGAAAGAUGGGAGGAAGUUUAAAUUCAGGCGAAAUAUGAAGGUCUCCCCUGGAAAAAGUCAUUGUCUGGAUGGCAGCACAUGUUGCUCCUAAACCUGUAUAUAUUGUUCAGCAUUAAUGGAGCCUUCACAGACGUUUAAACUAGCCAUGCCGUUGGCUCUAACAUUUCCUUAUACCGUCAGGGAUACUAGCUUUUGAAUAAUCCCUCCCUUCUUUAGAGACGAGAAUGCAGGUUAAUGUCUAAUUUAGAUUCUUUAGGCCACAAAGCAGUUUUCACACAGCCUCAUUGGACACAGGCCAAGAGAAAAGGUAUCAGGAGUCAUUUCACACCAUUUUGUGACCCGCUAAAAACACCCCAAUGGGACUCUACAUACAAGCCAAAAUGACAAUAAAAAAACAAAUAUUUUCUCAAUAUCUGCGAAGUGUGACAAGUAAUUUAGAAAUUUCCACAUAGUAAUUUCAUAGAAAACUAUUGAAAGUAACAGUAUUUUGAAGUUCAAUAUAACCUAGUUGUCUUCUAACAAAACUCCACCCUCUUCACUAUCUUGUUUUAAUUUUCAUCAACAGAAUCACCAAAUCAGUGCUCGCUGUCUCUCCUGCUUUCCUGUCAAAAGGUGCCCCUUUGCUCUGAUAUCUGGACCUCGUAUUGGUGCUCUGGUAUUUAAAAAAUAAACUGUUUACUACGAACGAGCAGAGCCUAAGAAGGUCGAAAAUCCUUUCACUCAGUGCCGUUACAGCUUAGUCUGAUCUCAGAUCAGUGGACAAAUCCUCCCUCAGUGCCAAACACUCAGUGCCAACAGGCUGGAGCUGAUCCAGAAUCAGUGGCUUCACGUCAGCGAGGGGGUCAGGGCUCUGUGGAGGGAAGUGCAAUGCCUGCAGUGUGACAGGCUGCAGUAAUGAGUGCAAUUUCUGUAUUGGAGGUGCAAUUUGAUGAUGACGUGCAAUUUUCAACCUGACAGCAAGAGCCACCAUCCUGCUGGUUUUACAUCGGGAGAGAAGCUGGUUGCUUUGUCUGCACAGGGAGGCUUUGUUGGUCAAAAAGAGUGUCAUCUGAUGAAACUGAGGCCUAAUUUUAAAUGACUCUUGAGCCAGCAGAGUUUCAUUCCAGACAUACACACAGAAGACCCUCUGUUCGUGUCAAAUUUAAAAGCAAAAGUCUGAAAAGAAACAAUGGUUUUAGAGAUGAAAAUAAAAUCUGAAUUAUGCAUAUAAGACCAGAGAAAAAAAACUCAGAACUUAGAAUAACAACAGAAGUGCUAUCCUGGCAUUUAUAUACGCAUUUAUAUUUUGGAUGUGAAACAUGGUCUGAAUAAUAGAGAAAGAUGAUAAUUUAAUGCUAUUUGAAUGGCCCUGCACUGUGUGUAUCUUUAAAAUGACACUUUUACCCUCACCUUCUGGACAAAAAAAUGCUCAAUUAUAUGUAUUUUUUUUCUCUACAUACCACCGUCAUAAUUAAUGAUGUCACUUUAUAAAGUGUGUGCAAUUCGCCAAAAAUCCUCUCACCUGAAAAGACUCCAAAAAAAAAAAAAAAAAAAGAUAUUAGCAUCUCUAUUGAACUUAAAUUGUGGUUAUAACUAACACGUACAGGUGCAGCUCAUACAGUAUCAUGAAAAAGUUCAGUAUAUUCAGAGAGUAUAUUCACGCCAAAUUUGGACUCAUGGUCAUGGUUCAAUUAUUAUAAAUAUUGUUUAUCUGUUGGGUAGAACAUGCAACCACAGUCAUAGGAAAAAUUCUGACUUGACAGAUGUAAAGAAGACCAUCAUGGACCUCUCCAUAAGGACAGUAGGCUACAGAGAGUCUUUGCUGAAAAGGCUGGCUGUUCAGAGAACACUGCAUGGAGGCAGAUUACAGCGACAGGAAGGACUGCGGCCCUGAGAGGACUGUCAAACAAAGAAGAUCCAAAACUUAGAGCUUCACAAGGAGUGGACUGAAGCUGCAGCACGAAGAGUCUCACUGGGACCAGGACGAAAUUGCUCAGUGGUCCAAAGUAGGUCCCAGAGUCUUGAGGAAGAUCAGAGAGGCCCAGAAUCCAAGGUGCUUGAAGUCCGACGUGAAGUUUCCACAGUCUGUGAUGAUUUUGGGUUCCAUGUCGUCUGCUACUGCUGUGUCUUCUGUGUUUAUCAAGUCCAGAGUCAAUGCAGUCUAAAGUGUACCAGGAUAUUUCAGAGACCUUCACACUUCCAUUUGAUGACCAAGUAAGUGGAGUUGCUGGUUUUGCACCUGCCCACAGCACCAGAACUUCAACCAAAUGGUUUGCUGACUUUGAUAUCACUGCGCUGGAUUAGCCUGCCAACCUGUCCUACCUGAACCCCGCAGAGCCUCUUUAGUCGAGAGGAUGAUGAGAAACAAAAACUACUGAAGACAAAGGCUGGGAAUAUUUCACUUUAUACGUGACAAAAAGAUGAAUACAAAAAAUUUACCUCUUAAAUUUCCAAACAAAAUGCCCUUUUUCCUGAUUUUUGAACGUUUUGAGCUGCACCUGUAUUUUAUAUGUGUGUUGUGCCUGCCGGGAAUCAGCGUCUGUCUGUGUAAUGAGACUGGUGUGUAGACAUGUAAUGUAAGUGUGCGUAUGUGUGUGUGUGGUCGUACUGUAAAGGGGGGGUGGGGGGAUAUUAAAGGGGAGUUAAUUGUCGGUUAUGUGAUUAUCUCAAAGUGCGGUUAAUUUAGGAUGUGGUUUGGGGGCUGAUGUCUUCCCCACUGAACGAUUUGACAGCGAGUGAUGUGGAAAACAGUCAGACUGACGGAGGAAUCUCACACCUUUUAAUUGGCUCUGGGACGGUAGUAGAGACACUGUUAAACGGAGCUGACUGUUGCCUUAAGUUAAAGGCUGAAAUGAUUUGUCAGUCUUGAACAUGGUGUUAUUAUCAGGCAAAAACCUCCUGGCUUUGUGUUUUGUGAUGGUUUUUAUGUUUUGUAAAUAUCGCUCGAUGAUCCCACAUUCUUUCACUCUUAAAAAAAAAAACACUGAGGGAUCACUACACCCUUUAAAAACGCACCUUAAAAAUCUCAACUUGAAAUGUUGCCGUUGGAUAUUAACACAAGGUUUCUAGCAGUUGUAACGUGUUAAACACUGUCAGUAGUUGUUUGGAGUCAUUUCAUGUGUCACUAUAAUGAGUCUCUAUGAUGGAGAGUGUGCAAUUGAAAUCCACACUAAAACAGACUUUAAAAAAUCUUAAUGACACCACCAGUACAUGUAUUUGUUGUUUGUGAAGGAGACGGAAGUUUGACCUGGUCUGUCUUCUUGUGGAAGUAAAUCACUUUUAAUGUCCAUAAAUGUUUGCGAUACGGUCAAAGGUCAUUGGACUUACUUGAUAUGCUUGUUGCCAAAUUAAGAAGUCAUCUAGACACUAAAUAGAGUUUUUAGUUUAAGUGUUUUGGAAGUAGGAUCAUUUGUUCUCUUGCUGAUAUAAAUCAAAGUUUCAGAGUCAGUCUUAUGCACAAAAUAAAUAGAAAGAUAUUGUUAAAUUUGCUGAGUUAAAGGGGCUUUAAAUAGAUAAACAAGCUCUGUUUCACACUACCUGCUUAGUAAAAUCAAACUGCAGGUGAAAAGCCCAAAUGUUUCUGCCAGCUGUGACCCAUAACAGUAAAAUCACAUGUGACGUAGUAGCACAUUAGGCUAAUUUUAUCUUGCUUCUGACUUGUCAACCUUGAACUAUUCGCUAAAUAUUCAGUGGCCAUUAGCUGAAAGUUGCCGUUUAAAACAUCAAGGUUAUUGCAAAACGGCUGUAAUUAGACACAAGCAGGUAUGAGAUAUUGAUAUUAAAGUUAUUUGUUAAUUUGUUGUUAAGUGGAAAAACACUGUAUUUUCCAUUGAACCUGGCCAAUUUGAUUUUCAAACAACACAUAGAAUAUUUAAAACGUUUCUUAAUGGGGCACUCACACCAAGCGCGAGUAAAAUCAAGUGAUAGACGGAGGUUUUUUACAAUUUACCAAGUAAUCCGACCUCCUCACUCACUUGCCUCCGGGCGAGCUCCUUUUCAUUCCAGUUUCGGUAAUUAGACAAAAAGGUAUCAUAUAAUUCAGGGCACCCACACACCGACAUGAUCAGUUUGUCCUCCAUUUUAGAUACCAGUGAACAACCGUCUGUUUUCAUAUGUCACCAGGCAACCUUCGUGCUGAUUAUUUAUCGCGACACGAAUAUCUGCUAAAGUUAAGGCAUAGUCACCUUCCGCCCAAUUCGCGUCAUUGGCACCACCAGAGUAGUAGGAGCGUCUAAUCCUGGCUUGACAUUGACUAAACAUGUAAUUCAUUCACGCGAAUGAUUUUACUCGCAUUGGUGUGUGGAGACAGUCACAAAACACAUGUAUCAGUAUAACAUAUUACUUGGAACACCUGCCCCACACUUUUGAUUCUGGAGGACAAAAUGAUAAAAGGUGAUGUCCGAGAGGCUGGCCUACUUCAAAUUAAAAAAAACCCAGCACGUUACACUUUUUAGAGAUGUGAACAACUUGCCAUUGGCUAACCAACAUGAAUAUUUAAAAGAUGCUUUCAGGCAAUAAGUUUGGGGAAUAUGGAGUCCCUGAAGUCCACUGAAGUGAUGGUUUUGUCUUGUACACAAUCAGGGGGCCUGUACAGUGUGGACUAAACAUCUUGAGGAGAUAAGUCAUUGUUUUGUGCAUAUAAGUUUUGUGUGCACUAAAAUGAUCAGUUACCUCAUGCAAACAAGUCAUCUUUUGCACACGAGUUGACUAGCUUUUUCAGAGUAACCAAGUUAACUAGAAUAGUGUAUGUAUUGAAGCAUUUUCUUUAGCUCAUAACUACUAGAGUUAAUGUAUUCUACAGGUUUCUGCUUUGCAGGAGAGUCAAGUAGAGCCAGAAUAGGAUGUUUGCACCUGGUUCUCCACGUGGCAGGAGACAGCAUGCAAAAACCACUUCACAAAUGAUCCAUGCUGCUUCAUCCCUAUCAGCUCAGAUCACUACGCUUUAGUGUGAGGAAGUUGCAGAUGUGGCUUAAGCUAAUAGUGGAUUGCUGUAUCUUCAACAUAUUUGUGCUGUGGCACUAUAAACUUUUAUGCAACCACAGGUAGAGAGAGGAUAGCAGGGAGAGGAGCAGGGAGAGGCCUAUGAGCACGUCUGUGUGUGCAUUUGGAAAGCCGAGGGGUAGAGCAUGACAAGAUGCUGCUGCGAUUGAGAGCAUGCAUAUAAGCCCUCUCAUCUUUGUGCAGAGGAAAGCUUAAUAUGUUGGUCUGCAGCCUGUGAUAAAAUGAAGUUCUGGUGAUGAAAGAGCUUCAGGUCGUUUUCAGAACUUUUCCAUUGAUACCCGCUAAUUCCAUCAAACUAUAGACUUAAAAAAGAUAUGGCCCAAAUGAUGAGAUGAGCUGAAAGUCAAAGACUGAAACACAAGGAAGUCUUGUUAUUCAAAAGAAAAUAUUCAUGCAACAGACAAAAAAAAAAGAGCCAGAGAAGAUGUCGACCUCCUGAUGAGCAGAAACCAAUUGAACAGGUGAGCCCAGCCUCCCUAUAUAACCUCCCACACUCAGCUGAUUGCUGCCAGCUGAGGGAGGUCACAGGUGCUGGUUGAUGGGUCUUGACUAACCAGUGGAGCUCGUGUUAGCAUUACCAUCAAAAUUAAAUAAAAGAUGCGAAAGUAAAGUGAAGUAUCUGUGAUAAAGGUGCAAGAUAAAGCUUGUUUUCUUGAGCAUUAAAGAUAAAAACGGUCACUUUUGUAGGACUUCAGGGUCUAUGUGAGGAGGUGAAAACUUGUCUUCAAUCUUAAAUGCAGCUUUUUUCCUCAUUCUUCUGUUUUAGGAGUGAUUUCAAACGAUCUGAAGAAAACUUGAUGCCUUUAAAUGUUUGACAGAAAUGUUGUCUUCAUUGAAGCUACAUGCCUGUUUUCAUUUUGUUUGUUUUAUACCAGGAUUGUUGUUCUUUACAGUUUGAUUUUAAGUUGAAUGUCCUUUAUUUAUGAGUGUGUUUUAAGAAGCAAAGUCUGUGUUUAGAAAAAAAAAACGUAACUUACUCUUCACACAUAUUUGAGGUCUGGAGAUGUGGUGGUUGUAAUUAUUUUCAUUUGUUCCACAGUGUUCACCUCACACUUUCACAUAUACACAUACACAUAGAUACAUACACUAUAGCCUGCACAAAAGCAGACAUGAUUAUAAUCACCACCAUGAUGAGAAAAUGAGGAGAGAGAGUCCAUGGCUCUGUAAUUGCUGUUCAACAAGUAUGUGACUGGUAAAAAGAAAAAAAAACAUACAGAGGGAGUUUAACAAGUGCCUGAACAAAAACCUUCUUCUACUGUGCUUUGAAUACUUUGAGACUGUCUGACUGUUUUACUAACUUUUUCUUACGUGUUGCUGUUUUUUUUAAAGCUGUUCAACCUUCUCUGCCUAAUGAAGAGAAGUGAGACAGGCAGUGCGUAGGUGGGUGGCAUUAAGUGACCAGUAUGUACAUAUAUCACACUCUGCUGAGAUUAUAGCCUGAUGACUAAUGACUCGGCCGACUCGCUGCCUUCGCUCACUGCAGGCCUUUACUUUAACUCUCAGUUUUUCGGCAGAAAAAUACUUUAAAACUUCUGAAAGCUGGUGAAUCAACAUUUAUAGUCAAUGUAUAAAAGUUAUUCAGGACUUAUUUGACUCUCAGCAACACGAGGAAAAGAAAGGAAAUAGUUCAGGUCCUCCAUUAUCUCCAGUUUAUUCUGGGAAACAUAAAUCCAAAUUGUUGAAAAAGUGUUAUCGGCGUUGAUAAUGGCUAUCUUUACUGAAAAUGAAAUGGUGCUGCAGUAAGGAUACAGGAGUACUGACUGGUUCACAGUGGGGAGAUAAUGAAGCAGAAGAAGAAGAAGACGAAGAGUCAGUUAAUAGCUAGCCUUAACCGCGGAGCUGCAGUACCACUAAAUAGAGACUCAUGAACCAACUUGUGCUAAUAACACAGUAACCUUUCCUCACUUUUGGGUCAGGAGUCGUUGUUUUAUUUCUAAUGCAGUUAUAAAUCUGCUGAAACGAAGGCUUGCUAUCUGUUAGAUUUUAAAAAUAGCCUCCUUCUUUCAACAAGUGUAGGCGCCCCCUGCUGGCCAUUAGAAAGGAAGCAGCUUUAAGUUGUUUGGAAAGGUUAUCCUCGACUUCGACUGACUCGGUUCAGUUUUAUGACAAAGACUACAUCCUCCAAAAAAAACUGUGAUUUCUUGUUAAGGCGCACCUUUAAUUGUGAAACCAAACUCACAAUACCGUAAAGACAAUCUCACACUAGUCUCCACACCUGUCAAAAUUUAGUUACAGUCCGCAUCCAGGAAACAGCAAAUACUCAGGUGUAAAAAAUGACCCAUACAUGGACAGCAUUUUAGAACUCUACCAAGUCAGUGUUGUUGUUGUUGUUGUUUUUUCCAGUCAGGGGCUUUGUUAUCAAUUGACUAAAAUUUGAGAUGAUGUAAAACCACUGACUGAAUAAAAAGAGAGAUCUCCACCUUCCUGUUGUGCAAAAGUGAAGCCAAAAUACAUUCACGAUGAUGCCAAAAUUUUGCAAGUGACAGAAAGCGUAUUUGUGAAAUAAUAAAGACGUGUAAUUUAAUUUUCAAGUGUGACCCAUGUCCCAUCUGUUCACAUGGAGGAGCUGGCUGAUAUUACAGCCAAUCAGUAGUUGAGCUCUAAUGUUUUGUCUUCACUUCUAGGAGCUGUCAUGUCAUCUUUCUGUACAGUCUGUGAUUUGAUCAGAUGGUUUUUUUGUUUUAGAGUAAGAAGGUAAAUCAUACAGACUCAGCAGGGCUUUAACUUCCCACAGUCUACUCUCUAAAAUAAUCUGCUUAAUGAAAUCAGACAAUCAGGACCUUUGGGAAUAUCCCUCUGUCACUCGUGUGUGUUGUGUAUUUGAAUCAGGGCGUACUCUCUGUUCUGGCACCUUUAAACACUGAAGAAAACAGCAUUUGAACACAAAAAAAAAAAACCUGAGACCUGUUGAUGUCACUAAGCCAUAAUGUCAUUUUUGUCGUUUUUGAUGAAUUUGUUGCAAGAUGAUGUCACGAAUAAAAAAAAACAAAAAACAGUGUUUGAGGUUUUAAACAAAGACAUCAACUUAAGAGAGGAAAUAAAUAAAAGUGCAUGGAAUCCAACUGGA
Molecule: messenger RNA, 30802 nt
Organism: Xyrichtys novacula (pearly razorfish)
Lineage: Eukaryota; Metazoa; Chordata; Actinopteri; Labriformes; Labridae
Source: the annotation of a GenBank genome assembly